AUGCGGCUCGUUUAUUUGCUUCUCUCACUAUUCUCCGUCGGCGCAGCGCUCAAGUCGUUCCUGGAAGACAGCCUCGGUGACUACUGCCACGAAUGCGAGUACCCGCACUUCAUCGGGCCCCGGCCUGAUCCGUUCACGACGCUGUCCUGCAUCCACCAAGUGAUGCCGGAAACGCCGCGUGUCCGUGUGCAGUACAUGCUUCGCGAACAUCCGAUCUGCAUCACCAUGCUUGUCUUCGAUGGACUGAUGCCGGUCUACCAAAUCCGAACCGGCGUCCCGGCCAGCAGUCUCCCAUCCAAAUGCUAUGAAUACCGUGAGAAAGGAGGCUAUUACAUCCCGGAUUUGACGAUGAACAUCACCGUCAGCGAGGGCGUUCAAUUGGACUGGCAAUCCGAAAAGGACAACCCACAAAACUUCCACGAUUUUAUCGCCCUUCGCCUGCACGGGGAGGGGCCGAACAAAGAAUUCACCGGCGCCGUGAUGUGCUGCGGGACUACGCUGUGCAACGCCGACGACGUCGAGUUCUACCUGCCCACCCGCAUCUCGCAAGGAUAUGAGCGCGAGGCCGAUUGGCGCAGGUCGAUGCCGUUCGUGCUCGUCAUCGCCGUGCUCGCCAUCACGCUGUGGCCGCAUCUCACCAAAGUUCAGGAAGAGAAUCGCGUGACGGCCCUCGAGAAGAUCGAACGCGCCAUGGUGCUCUCCGACGACUGGUUCGGCUUUCCUGCUCCAGUCUGCAUUCUGCACCCCGACGCCGAGGCGGUCAGCGCCAAGUUCUACCCGCCUAUGACGGAGCGCGCGCUGCGCCGGAUCCGUGCCGAGAAGGGGUGUCGUGACAAGGAGGCGCGCGACUACGCGGCUUUCCGCCGACUUCAAGCCGUCCUCCGCGGGCUUGAGAAGGCACCACCGCGAGCCCGUGACAGUUCGGUGUCGAAAUGCGAGGAGUACCCGGUGUACACGGUCUCGUCGCAAAUGCUGCAGAAGCGCGGUGUUCGCUCGGGCUGCAUUCUCUACGUGUCGCCGGGCGGGAUUGAGGCCGCCCGCUUCACCUCGCAUGACCAGCAUCCGGAGGCCGAGACUUGGAUGGACCGCACGGCCCAUGGAUGGCCGAGGAGGGGCAGUGCCGUGCCCCGCUCGUACGACACCAGCAAGGAGGAGAAGGAUGGCGAGAAGAAGGGCAACAAGGCCAGCGCC
Messenger RNA from Mesorhabditis spiculigera, 1191 nucleotides. Lineage: Eukaryota; Metazoa; Nematoda; Chromadorea; Rhabditida; Rhabditidae. The record is from the annotation of a GenBank genome assembly.